UGGAAUGUGGAAUCAGUCUUUCGCCAGUGCCGGACGGGGACGGAUCGUGAUCGUGACACCUCGAACACGGGUCGAAUGUUUUUGUGCGACGGAACGCUUUUCCAAACUCACCUUUCUACUUUCCUGGAUAGGCGCCUCGUGAGCGACUGAAUGUGACUCGUUUGAAAGAAGAACCAUAAACUAAUUGUUACGCUGGAUUAGGUUGGAUGAAAACGGAAUCGAAUCGUAAAAGAGGAGACGGUUUUUUCUUGCGUUGUGCAAGGCAAUCAAAGUUGAUGGGAAAAAAGUGAUCAAAACCGAAUUGAAUCAAACUAAUCGAAUCGAUUGCGGCAAACUUGUGACUGGUUUAUAACAGGGUAGCAAUUGAAAAAAAAAACUAAGAUCAGUUCAGAAGCCGUUCGAGAAGAGAGUUUUUUUUUGCGAACUACGAUGGAGUGCCUACCAGCUGGGUCAAAACAAAACAGUGAAGUUGUUUUACGGCCUGAUGGGCUGCUAAGUAUGAUUGAUUGAGCUUCAAACAGUUUUGCUUCUAAAAGCGAAGCGAUUGAUAAUAAUUGAACAGGUUGUAUUUUCUCACGCCGAAACCAUAAUUCGGCACUUGGUGCCAAGUGGAAUCAAUUGAAAAACGGUUUUGAAGUGGAUCAUCAUAACUAUUAGUGCUUGAUCGUAGUGAGUGGUGGUUCAAUUGUUCGACGAUUUAUCAGGAUUGCGCAAUUGUGUAAAUCGUCGUGUGAACUGAGCAACUGACCGGAAUCGGUCGACCUGCAAUGCAGUCACUAAAGUGUUGCACGGUAUUAAAAAUGAAAUAACCGUCCGAGUAGCAAUCGCAUUGAAAAAAUCAAACAGUGGUGCAAUCGGUGCAUGUUGUGCAAAGAUUUAAACUUGAACACAGUGUUCGAGGCCGUGCUUUGAGCUGUUAUGGAUGGAUACGGUUGUCUCGCCCAAUGCCAAUGAUUUUCAGGCAAGUUGAAGGAUUUGAUAUUCAGUGGUGUCAAGGAGUAUGAGCUUUUCGAAAAAGUGUAGGUGCUGAUUGCCAUCUACGUGCGUAACGGAGGCAGCCGCACGAGAUACAAACCGCUCGAUCAGCUGCUGGAACUGACCACACCACGCUUAUGAAACACGAAUUCCCCCCAUUAUCAUCGUCGCGUCAUCGGUCAUUCCGUGAUCGUUAAGCUCGGCCGCCGCAACUGUGGAACAAAUGCCUUCGUUUCCACCGGGAAAGCUUGAUUGGACCAAAUUAAGUCAUCAGCGCGCGCACAGGCGUUGCGGUUGACAGUUUACAGCAUAAUCUGGGUGUAACAGUUGAGUUGAUUGAAUCGCGGGAAAAUCGUAGAAUUUGUUUCAAACCUUAUUUGGGUCAUAUGUGUACAGGUGAAGUAAUGGUAAACGAGAAACGAGUGCAACGCAAUCUCACGACAAUUUUGUUUUCAAUUAAAUUCAAUAAGUGACCCGAUUCAGCACAUAUAGAUACCUAGAUAAAAUGUCAAAAACUCGUGUCGAAUUUGAAUAUUUCCAUAAAGUACACUAAUGUAUAUUAAUGAUACCAUUUGAAUCUUCGAAAGAGUUUACUAUUUGUUCUUCCACCGAUUAGAAACAGUUUUUGAAAAAGGUACGUUAAAAUAGACCAGUCUAAUAUGUGUUGCUUUUCGUUUACUUUUACUGAAGUGACCUAAUCCGUAAUCAUUCUUUCAAAUAUUUCUGAUCCAAUUGAAACAAAACGAUUACCGGCUUCCCAGCAACAAACCUUCCAUCCCAAACCGCAGAAGUGCAAUUGCUACAAUUGAUUUCACCGGAGAACGGUGCGGCGCUGCAGAGAGAAAGGAACUGCGCGCGAUGGUUGUGGCCACUGCUGGGGGCAACGAUCGUGACGGAGACCUUCACCUUAAUCCAUUGACAAUAAGCGCGAACGUCGUCGGUAGCAAGAAGAGUCCACCGGCGCUUUCGGUGGUGCAGCGUUUGCAUCAUCUCCGCCCGUGCAGUGGCUAGUGCUCUAGCUGCCCAAAUCUCGGAAAGUCCGUUAUCUUUCCGUCAUGGCUGACAGCCGCGAGCGAAUACGAGGGCCACCGCGCGAUGGUCGCGAAGGUUUUACCAGUCCGCGGCAGGUGCUCAGGCGGUUGAUGCUGCUGUCGGAGGGUCGCCAGUAUCGCGAAGCGGCUACCGUGGUGGGACGGCUUGGGCCGUCAGUGCUGCGCUCCGUUGUGGCGGAACUACCGAUGGACAUACUGAUCGAGGCGUUGCCUCACAGUACCUACCUGCUGGAGUCGUUCUUUAAUCGGUUGAACACCGUGAUUCCUAACCCAAAGCCCGACGUACCCAGCGAGGCAAUCAUGUGGCACCUUGUGAAGCUGUUUAGCAAUCCGCACGAAUCUGGCCUUCGGCAGCGAUGUACCAAGCUGGCUCAGGCCAUUGGCACCUGGCAGCCAUCGUUACGGGACGCAUUGAUGGCACGCCGCAAACAGCUAGAUCAAGCGAUCGAAGGUCUCGGUGUUCACGGAUUGACGGCCGAUCACAGCGGAUCGCUGAUCUCGCUGCACGUGGCACUGAAAAAUGAACUCCAGCGGCACAUCGACACCUACAAAACCGCCAUACACAAACUGGAGGAGCUUAGCACCGUGACGGUUAAUCCAGAUCCUGCCCAAUCCUCCCACCAGCGGUUGCUGGCCAUCAGCCACGGGGACAUCCAGCAGCGGUUAAUUGAUAACAAAACACUACUCACCAUGCUUGACAAACCGGCACUCAAACAGCUCAGCCAGCUGCUGGAAAACCUGACGCAGCGGGUCCAAAACGAUAAGGAGGCGCUGUUCUGCGUGGGACAGAUCCGGCGCAUCGAUACCUCAGCGAACACGGAGGAGAGACCUGCAGCUGGCCUGUUAAUGAACUACUCCCGCGGUUGCGAAGCCGUUCUGGGACUGAUGGGACCCUUAUCGGCACCGAGCAGCCCAACGAGCAACGGAUGCGGCAGCGGAAGCGAUGGUUACCACUCCGAUUCAGACACAGACGAAACUAAUUCCGAACUGGUGCGACAAUACGGUACGAUGUACAGCAAGAACCGAAUCGACACGUUGGAUUCGCUUAAUAGUUUACCGCAGCUGAAACACGCCCACCAGCUUAAAGCCAAGAUACUGUUCUCGAUUAUUGUGUUGGCAUUUCGCGCCUGCCAUGGCCUGAAGGAACGCAAAGUACUCGAAGUGCGCCGAACGUUGCACGUGCUGGAUGCGAACGACGACGCUACGGCCGCGCUGGACCGGGCCGUUCGGCAGAAUCUCAAAGACACCGCCGACCGGUUUCCGAUGGGCGACGUCGAGCGACAGGUUGCCAAUCAGGUGCUGUCAACGCUGCAUGAGUAUCCUUGCCUGGAGGCUUGCAUCCCGUUGAUCCACUACAUCAGCGACUGUGUGCGGCUGGCUUGGAAGAUGACCAACCAAACGGUGCCCUACUACCUGGAUACGGAUUUUACAUUGGGCCUUCUCCAACCGGAGAAACACGAACGCUAUCCCAUCUCGGAGAAGCGGUCCGACAUCAUCCGGGCGUUCCUGUGGCCAGCUUUAGUUCAGAACGGGCGUUGCGUGUACAAGGCCGUAGUCGCUACGUAACCCAACACAUUACCAGAACUCAACCAGCAUUUGCUCAAAGCUUUUUUUCCAAUCGAAUUAAACAAGAGAACUCAUAGAAAGGCAUUUGUUAUAAUGUAGACAUUUAUUUGCUGCAACCAAUUAAUCGAAUCAAGAGGUAUUGUUCCAAAUAAUAGCUAAUUAGGUAAUCCAUAAAGCUGAUUUUAAUUACAUACGCACUCUGAGUAUCCAUUAUCGGGUUAUGACAGAUCAUGUACAUAUAGUUGUUAAGAAAAUAUGGAAUAAAGUUUAAGUAUUUUCACCACGAAUAAAUUGGAACACUAUCAGUUUCGAA
Molecule: messenger RNA, 3906 nt
Organism: Armigeres subalbatus
Lineage: Eukaryota; Metazoa; Arthropoda; Insecta; Diptera; Culicidae
Exons: 8
Coding region: 2031-3593 (520 amino acids)
Biological process (GO): mitochondrial protein catabolic process; mitophagy by internal vacuole formation
Cellular component (GO): mitochondrial outer membrane
Source: RefSeq, a predicted model, not a curated record